CAAGGGCGUCGCGUCCCGUCGCCGAGCCAGCCAUUGCCGCCUCCGGGCUCGCGAGUCGCAAGCGCAGCCGCUAGGGUUCCGUGGGGGCGAGGCCGCAGCACUAUGUGGUGGAGGGCGGUGAGGGCCCGCCGGCGGAUCGCCGGGGCGCGGCCGGCGUCCACCGCGGCGGCGGCGGCUGAGAAGAGCUGCCGCGCCGUGGUGGUGCCGCGUUUCGGCGGGCCGGAGGUGCUGGAGGUCAGGCAGGGCGUGCCCGUGCCCGAUCUGAAGCCGCGGGAGGUGCUCGUGCGCACGCGCGCCGUCUCCAUCAACCCCUUGGACCUGCGAAUGCGAUCUGGCUAUGGACGCUCCAUAUUCGAGCCACUCCUGCCUCUUAUCAUCGGACGUGACAUCAGCGGUGAAGUUGCAGCCACAGGGACUUAUGCAUCAUCAUUUUCUAUUGGGCAAGAAGUGUUCGGUGCGUUGCAUCCAACAGCUCUCAGAGGGACAUAUGCUGAUUAUGCAAUUCUUUCACUGGAUGAGCUGACUCCCAAACCAUCGACUCUCAGUCAUGUGGAGGCUAGUGCAAUCCCAUUUGCUGCAUUGACUGCAUGGCGUGCUUUACAUGGUACGGCUCGAAUUUCUGAAGGACAAAGAGUACUUGUGAUUGGUGGAGGAGGAGCGGUUGGGCUAGCUGCUGUACAGCUUGCAGUUGCUGCAGGGUGUGGGGUUUCUGCUACCUGUGGAUCCCAAAGUAUUGAGCGAGUUAUGGGAGCUGGUGCUGAACAAGCUAUUGAUUACACCGCUGAGGAGACAGAAGCAGCAGUUAAAGGAAAGUUUGAUGCUGUUUUAGACACAAUAGGAGUACCUGAGACUGAAAGAAUUGGCAUAAAUGUUCUUAGGAGAGGUGGACACUAUAUGACUCUUCAGGGAGAAGCGGCGGCACUAGCAGAUAGAUAUGGAUUGGCUGUAGGGCUUCCUGUUGCUACUGCUGCUUUACUAAAGAAACAAAUGCAGUACCGUUCUUCUCAUGGAGUAGAGUAUUGGUGGACAUACAUGAGAGCUGAUGCUGAAGGGCUUCAUGAGAUCCAAAGGCUAUCUGGAGCUGGGAAAUUGCAGAUACCUGUGGAGAAGACUUUUCCCAUCAACCAAGUAAGAGAAGCUCAUAUGGCCAAGGAGAAAAAGUUGGUUCAUGGCAAGGUGGUUCUUGAAUUCGACUAAUGGUAGUAAGAUUUUCCCGUCAGGAACUGAAGAGCUGUGCGUUUGUAAAUCAUGAUAGUGACUCCUUUUUUUUGGGGGGAAAAUCUGGAUAGCUCUGAUGCCGUCAGGAAAAUUUCUUUUGUUCCAGUAGGAAUGCAGUAAAUAAUCGUAUCAGAUACGGGCAAGAUUUUGCGGAUGCAUUUCUUCUGCCACACUCCAUGUAUGAUUGCAUCGAGAUACUUGAUGCUUCGUGGUGCA
Molecule: messenger RNA, 1434 nt
Organism: Setaria italica (foxtail millet)
Lineage: Eukaryota; Viridiplantae; Streptophyta; Magnoliopsida; Poales; Poaceae
Product: reticulon-4-interacting protein 1, mitochondrial-like
Molecular function (GO): oxidoreductase activity
Source: RefSeq, marked provisional